AUGGCAGAACUCCACGCCAUCUCCUAUUUUGAGAGUGAAACAGACCAGCCUCCGGGCACAUUCAAGUUGAUCCGUGGUCAGACUUCUUUGAUCUUCUGGGAUGAGCUGUUCCUGACAAUUCAUCUUCAUCUAGAUGAUGAGGCAGAUGGGCACGGGCAACGCAUUGUCGUUCUCGACCCAAUCCCGUCGUCCGACCCAAAUGAACCUCUAAACUGGAGCACGGUGCGCAAAUCGGUCAAUUUCUCGAUUGUUUUGGCCAUGACAAUAGUCAUCUUUACGGCGAUCAACAUCCAACCGAUCUUUUGGCAACAGAUGACCACUGAUAUGGAAGUUACCUACGCCCAACUGAAUUAUGCGAUGUCGGUAAAUUUCGUCGGUCUCGCAACUGGUUGUCUCUUGUUUAUUCCUUUUGCGAAAAAGUACGGCCGACGGCCAGUUUACAUUGUGUCAACAGCAUUGAUGUUGGCAACCUCAUUUUGGGCAAGCAGAAUGAAUAGUUUGACAGAGCUGUAUGUGACCAAUUUGCUGCAGGGGUUGGCUGGUGCAACCAACGAGUCGAUAGCCGAGAUAACAAUUGUCGACUUGUUUUUUGUGCAUCACCGGGGAAGGAUGAAUGGCAUUUACCUGACAUGUGUCAUGGUUGGGAACUUCUUGACUCCCAUGGCUGCGGGGGCGCAAGCCACAGAGCACGGCUGGCGCUCGUCCUAUCAGACCAUGGGAAUCUUCAACGGUGUCCUUUUUCUUCUCUUCCUCUUCGUGUGCGAGGAAACGAAAUACAUCCCUGCACUCCCUGGGCACGCCGGCGCUACUGUUGAUGAAGAUAAUCCAGCGAUCUCCAUAGAAGACCAUCUGACCAAGCUGGAUUCGGAGUCUGUAGCCAAAGACCUUUCAACUAUCGAAGAAACUAGUUCUCACCAUGCGCUGGACCUCCGCUUACCGCUGAACUCAUGGCAAAAACGACUUGCCCUGGUAACGCCAACCCCAGAACCACUCUGGCCGCACUUCUACAGUCCGUUCUGCGUGCUCAUCUUCCCGGCUGUGGCAUUUGCCGCAUUUCAGUACGCGGCUGGGGUAGCUUGGUUGACGGCAACUUCAAGCGUGUUGUCACUCACACUACCUCAGCCACCGUACCUCUUCACCCCUGCCGAAAUUGGAUACACUAACGCCGGGCCCUUGAUCGGGAACAUCAUCGGUGUGGUGUACGGCGGGUUCCUUGGUGAUCAGUCAAUUCUGUACUACGCAAAACGGAACAGAGGCUACUACGAGCCCGAGAUGCGGUUGUACAUAUUACAUCUUCCGGCGAUUUCCAUGGCAGGCGGCCUGAUGAUGUUCGGUGCAACGAUCGCCAGGAUCGCUGGUGAUGCUUUCACUGCAGUGGCGUUCAUGCGAAACGCAGUCAGUAUCGGAAUCCCAUUCGCGAUUGCUCCAUGGAUCCAGCGCAAUGGCAUACAAGGCAUGUUCAUUGCGUGCGGAAUGAUGAGUCUGGCAAUUACUGGGACGAUCAUCCCCAUGGUCAUUUGGGGCAAAUCUGCUCGGCGUGCAUUGACAGGCCGAUAUCUCGAUAUCACGAAGCGUGGCCAUGCUGUUUGA
Messenger RNA from Penicillium digitatum Pd1, 1590 nucleotides. NCBI's taxonomy places the organism in Eukaryota, Fungi, Ascomycota, Eurotiomycetes, Eurotiales, Aspergillaceae. The record is from RefSeq and is a predicted model, not a curated record.